CCUCAGUUAUCAACUCUCUCUCCUCGGGUACAGUUCGUCGUCUGACUUUCCCUCUGUUUUGAUUGUUUAUUUUAUUUUUAAAACGGUUCCGCCGAUUUCGAUAGUCGCGGACUCUGAGAAAAGGCCAUAAAAUCGAGUCAGACGUCCGAAUAUGGAAUUCCGCCGGUUUCCGAUCGGGCCACGACGAAAGUGACGUCCAGCGUUUCUCGGACCUUCGUCGAAAGAUGAACUCUCGCCAGCACGUCCAACCGUUCAACAACAACUCCCUCGCGAUCAGGGAGGAGAUCAGGAGGUUCGAGAGCGUCCACCCGUCCAUCUACGCCAUUUACGACCUGAUCGAGCUCAUCCCGGACCCGAUCGUCUCCCAGCAGAUCAGGGAUCACGUCGUCUGCAUUGAAGAUUCUUUCGUGAAUAGCCAAGAAUGGACGGUCUCUCGCGUGGUGCCGGACCUGCGGCUGGGUAUCGUCGGCUCCCUCUCGUCGGGAAAGUCCGCCCUGGUCCACCGCUACUUGACCGGCAGCUAUAUGCAGGAGGAGUCGCCCGAAGGAGGAAGGUUCAAGAAAGAAGUCCUCAUGGACGGACAAAGCCACCUCCUCCUCAUCAGAGACGAAGGCGGACCCCCGGAAUUACAGUUCACUGCCUGGGUCGAUGCUGUGAUAUUCGUGUUCUCUUUGGAGAACGAGGCGAGCUUUAACGCCAUCUACACGUAUUACACUCAGAUGGCACAUUAUCGCAACUCAGCUGAAAUACCUCUUAUUCUAGUCGGGACUCAAGAUGCUAUAAGUGAGAGCAAUCCAAGAGUGAUAGACGACGCGAGAGCGAGAAAAUUGGCAAACGACCUCAAAAGGUGUUCAUACUACGAGACUUGCGCUACCUAUGGUCUGAACGUGGAGAGGGUGUUCCAAGACGCUUGUCAAAAGAUAGUACAACAAAGGUUGAGCCAGUCUACGAGCUGUUUGGCUACAAGCACAUCUAGGCCUUCAACCCCUUUGACACCCAUGCCACCACCCCAGAUCCUCCUACCGUCAUCGCCUACUCAUUUGCAUUCAAAUUCUCACAAGGAGGUAAACAGAACAGUUGGACAGUGUUUGUCGAUCAGCUCGCACGCCCUCCACAAAGAAUUAACAAGCGAAAACAAUAACAUAUCCAAGAUACCGACACAGCUCGACAACCUGACUCUCAACCCGGGAAUGUCCUGCAAAGACCUGCCCACUCCCAGCUCCACGCCGACUGCCACAAGGAAAAACAGGCGGAGGUCCAAUUUGUUCACGCCCUCCAAGAAAGGCGAGGACAAACUGAAGAAUGGAGGAGAGCUCGGAAGCGGUCGUGCUAUACCCGUAAAGCAAGGAACGUUGUACAAAAGAAGCAGCAAGGCUCUGAAUAAAGAAUGGAAGAAAAAAUAUGUGACAUUGUGCGAUGAUGGAAGGCUCACAUACCACCCGAGCUUACACGAUUACAUGGAAGAUGUUCACGGUAAAGAAAUUCCUCUACAGUAUGUAACUGUGAAAGUUCCUGGGCAGAAACCUAGAGGUUCUAAAACUAUCGUCCAAUCAAACGGAAGCAAUGACGCCCUCUCAUCAUUAUCAAAUUUCCAUCACAAAGAAAAACGUAUCCAGGACAAGGUGUUACUGACCGCUUUUGAAAUACUUAAGGAACCGGGGAGGAUUCCCAAUAAUGAGGAUUCUUUAAUCAUUCCUAUGAAUGCAUUGAUGGCAAAUGGGACUGACUCUAAGGCGGAAACCCCAAAUGUCAAAAAAAGGCACAGGCGGAUGAAGAGCAGCAGUGUGAAAAACCAUCAUGAUUGCGAUGAUACAGACGGUUAUGAAUUUCUUAUUGUGUCGCUCGACAACAAACAAUGGCAUUUCGAAGCCAACAGUUGCGAAGAAAGGGACGACUGGGUUACAGCCAUUGAAAAUCAAAUUCUCAAUACACUUCAGAGUGUAGAAAGCAGUAAAGGAAAACUCAGGCUGAAUUCGACCGUCGAAGCUAAUUCAAUUCAGUCCAUAAGAACUAUGGUGCAAGGGAAUGGAUUCUGUGCAGACUGCGAUGCGCCAAAUCCAGAUUGGGCGAGUUUGAAUCUUGGUGUUCUACUUUGCAUUGAAUGUUCCGGCAUUCACAGGAAUCUCGGCUCGCAUAUUUCCAAGGUCCGAUCCCUCCACCUCGACGAAUGGCCAGCGGGCCAUUUGAGCGUAAUGCUUUCGGUCGGGAACAGACUGGCCAACAGCAUAUGGGAAAACGACAUAAGAGGGCGGCGAAAACCGAUCGCAUCGUCACCGCGGGAGGAGAAGGAACGGUGGGCUCUGGCUAAAUACGUUACCAAAGAAUUUCUUCAACCUUUAGAACCGACCGUCAACCUGUCUCAACUCUUAAUCGAUUCAACUUCAAGGAACGAUAUCAGAGGUGUUAUUGAGGCUUUAGUCAACGGGGACAGCGAUCUUGCCAACACAAUGAUCGGCCCGAAAGAUUCAAGGACGGCACUUCAUAUAGCAUGUGCUACUGGAAAUUUGGCUGUAGCUCAGCUCCUUCUUUGGCACAAUGCAGAUGUCAAUGUGUUAGACAAUGAAGGUAGAAGUUGUGUGAGUUUGGCCAGAUCCGCUGCCAGGGGCCAAUCAGCAGAGGGUUACGCAUCCAGCCUGGUCGAUUUACUCCUCAGUGUCGGGUGCCAGGAGAUAAUGCCGACGCUUAUUUAGCCUCAAGUGCAAUACCAAUAACUCAUUAGUAAUAAGUAAAGCUUUCACUAUUUCUCCUGUAUUUAACACUUGCCGGUGGACAUAAAGCCCAUAAAGGGAAUACGUUUUUCAUAAGCCAAAAUCACCCGACUUAUGUUUUUACCUUGGAAGUGGUUUGAAUAUCGACAGCAAAAAUCACACGUCUGCUCAAAAAAUUAAGUGAAAUAUUCAUUUCUGGAAGAAAAAGAUUUUAAAAAAAACAGUGUUCAAACUUAACAGGGUUUUUUAGCUUAAAAGAAUUCUAGGGCACCUUCCCAAUAGACGAUUUUAUUUUUUUUUAUGAAGAAGUUUAUUGUAUAUUUAAAUUUGUGAUACAAUCUAAAUUGAAUUUUAGGUUGAAUAUAAAUAUAGAGUCAAUUAUUGGCUAUAACUCGUUAUUUCAAUUCUUACAGGGGCAUUCUUAAAGGCAAGUGAGAUAAUAAGAGCUUUUAACUUAAAGGCCUCUGAUUCUAAGCCCACAUACCGUAUUAUUAACAUGCCUAGUUAUUUUGUGUACUUAAAAUAUACAAAAUUGGCUAACGUUGAGCUAAUACACACUACUUCCAAUUAAAUAAAUUUAAAAAAGUUAAACAGCAAUAUCUGUUUGUUUGAAUGACUUAAAAGAGUCGUUUAUAACACUGAAAGUUCUGCAUCUUUUGUUGUUAUAGAAAAUACCCCCUUCAUACUUAAUUUUUGAAAUUUUAGGUAAAUAAGUUAUUAAGGAUAAUGUUAAAAAGGUUAGCAAAUGAAUCGAUAUUCAUGUAGUAAGGUUUGAUGUUUUUUCUGUAAAUUGUGGGCUUUAAUACAAGUUGUUUUUAAAGCCCACAUAAUUGUUUAUCAUAUUUGUUCAGAUUUGUUUUAGCUUUAAUGUUAAAUCAUUCAAGAUAUUUUCAACAUUAAGAAUACAAUGUUUCCAUUCCUGUGAUAAAUUAUUUAAUUUUACUUUUGAUUGUAUAGAUAAGUUACCCCGAUUUUUAAUUAUUAAUUACUUGCACCCAGUUAGGGCAUAUAUAAUUUAAUAAUGACUAUAAUUAUUAUAUUAUUACUAUUACUCUGUAUUAAAUUAUUAUUAGUAGAAAUAAAUUUUAAAAUUGUCACAUUCCUGGUAUAUAGGGUGAUAAGGCUACUAACUUCAUAAUUAUAAAACGUACGAAAAUACUCACUACUUUGUGAUCACAGUAUGCUCUCUAGUCUACUUUCUGUUAACUUGCCAAAAGCUCAAUUACCUGUCUCUGGCCUAGUAAUAAAUCGGCGCACUUUAUUUGUGGAGUGCUUCUUUAUCUCCAGGGUGUGGCAAUCUGUCUGGGAUGUUGAGGUUAGCAUAGUGGACUAAAACGCGGCUUAGGUGCUGCGAAUAGCGUUGCACACCGAAAUAAUUAGCCUGCACGUUUUUGUAUCGUAAAUUCGAAUUAAGAGCAAUUUUAUGAAAUUUAAAAUUUAACAAAAAAAAAUUCUGUACAUAGUUACAGACACAUAAAAUGUUAGUUUAGCGUUGAAAUUAUUUGAUUAAUCGUUAUAGCGAUUGAGAUAGUGAGACCGUUCAGGGAGUGUCGUCUGUUCGAUUACAGACAAUCCAAAUCGUUUUGCGACUUAAAAUGUUAUUAUUUAAAAUGAAAUUAUAUUUAAUAUGUUUUAGAUUGUUAAUGUUAAGGAAAUUUCCAUUGUGUAUUAUAACAAUUAGCCAAAGAAAUGUAUAUAAAAUAUUUAUGUUGCCCCAAAAAAUAAUAAAGGCUUAUAAAAUCCAA
This is a messenger RNA of Cimex lectularius (bed bug), 4453 nucleotides long. RefSeq names its product centaurin-gamma-1A (gene CenG1A). Bases 225 to 2690 code for a protein of 821 amino acids. Lineage: Eukaryota; Metazoa; Arthropoda; Insecta; Hemiptera; Cimicidae. Gene Ontology annotation, molecular function: GTP binding; GTPase activator activity; GTPase activity. The record is from RefSeq and is a predicted model, not a curated record. The transcript is spliced from 15 exons. Gene Ontology annotation, cellular component: nucleus.